CUGAAGUCUUUACUCGAGUAGUCUGCUGGACAACGGAGGAAGCUUCCACCCAUGUUUGGAAAUGUUUACUGUGGUCGCCGUCCGUCAAGGAAACCGCUAGAACGUGCUCUAGGGAAUAUUUGCUCCCCCGGCUGUCCUUAAUAGUUGUGACUCCUUUCAGCAGCAACUUUAUUGUUUAUUCGGUAUGGCUCACGCUAAGAUCCAGGCGAAAAUGAACGAAGCCGCAAAAGGAAAUAUGUUCAGUAGAUCUAUGUCAAUGGCCGAUCGUUCUUCGCGACUUCUAGACAAUUUGGACCAACUUGAGACGAGGGUGGAGGCAUUGAGAGACACAGCCACCGCAAUGGAGCAAGAAAGGGAGUGCUUGUUGGAGAUGAUUCAGUCCCUACAGAACAGCCAAGAAAUGCGCAGCAUCUGUGACGGUGAAAGAGAGGAGCUUACGCUGACAGCCGACCGUCUCAUGGGAAGGACACUGACGGUCAACGUUUCUGUGGAUACAAUUCGCAACCCUGAGCAGGAGGACGCUCUACAAAAAGCUAUGGCGCUCAUCGAUGUCAUCGCCGCCAAGGUGCUCGACGACAUGGAGGACGCAAGGAAGAGGCUGAUGGCUCUGCACGCAGCUUGCGUGACAGAGGCGCCGCCCGUGCCUAUCGAUCAGAAAUUCCAGAUGAUUGUGAUUAGCUGCGCUUUGGAGGACCAAAAGAAGAUAAAGAGGCGGCUGGAAACUCUCAUCAGAAACGUGGACAAUGCCGAACGAAACAUCAAAAUCAUGGAUAAUCAGAAGGUGGAGUCAGAAAAAUCAAAGUCGAAUGGCAAAUAGAUGUACAAUAAGCAUCAUAAUUAUGAUUAAUAAAGAUUUCAAGUUUUUUUAAUCAUAA
This is a messenger RNA of Clupea harengus (Atlantic herring), 875 nucleotides long. It is a transcript of the gene bag2, whose product is annotated as BAG cochaperone 2. Lineage: Eukaryota; Metazoa; Chordata; Actinopteri; Clupeiformes; Clupeidae. Gene Ontology annotation, molecular function: adenyl-nucleotide exchange factor activity; protein-folding chaperone binding. Gene Ontology annotation, biological process: protein stabilization. The record is from RefSeq and is a predicted model, not a curated record.